Messenger RNA from Helobdella robusta, 1155 nucleotides. RefSeq lists its product as hypothetical. Lineage: Eukaryota; Metazoa; Annelida; Clitellata; Rhynchobdellida; Glossiphoniidae. The transcript has 2 exons. Bases 1 to 1155 code for a protein of 384 amino acids. The record is from RefSeq and is a predicted model, not a curated record.
AUGGUUGCUCUGGCGAGAAUUUCAUUCCUAACGAUGUCAGCCUUCCCAAUCAUCUGCUCCUUCUUCCUGUCCUCUUCUUGUAAGAAUAUCGACCGGCCACCCAUUCCUAGCUAUUCACCCGCGAAGCUACGUGGGCAUCAUCAUCAUCACCAUCCUCACCGCCAACAACGACAACAACUACAACCCCAUCAAACUCUACGGAAAGAUGAAGAAACGAUAUUUUUUAAACAAGUGAAUCGGGCAGAGAGGAAUGAAAGACAGGGUGAGAAAGAUAGCCACAAACGCAUUGAGAAGCGUCAGUACGAUGACGACGCAGAUCUGCAGCAACUGCCGCGUUUUGAAAAGGAGAACUUUCAACAGCACCGUGAUUAUCCUCACAGGCAUCAUCACAACCACCAUCCUCAAGAUGUCAUCAUCAUCAACAACAACAGCAACAACCACAAUAAUUAUAUAAUUAACAGCAAACAUAACAGCGACAACACCGAUUACAAUUCAUACGACGACCAGGCUGAAUAUAAAACUAGCAAGGAUGUUUCCUCCUUGGUCCCAUGCGUGGCGGGCAGUCGCAGCUCAGUUUGGUUCAAAUUGAAAGGUUCGCCUGUCAACAACGAAGAAGAUAUUGACGUGAACAAUUUCGAAACAUCUCUAAAAAACACAACCGACUUUGGAAGUUUAUUCGUACAAAACCCAACAAAAAGCACCAACAAAAACAAAAAUUCAACGAAAAAGCGCACCAGAAGAGGUGCAAGCUCUACAGAUCGCCAUGGUCCUCUUCGCACUAAAAAACUAAACACCAUCUACGUCAAUAAGAACCAGGUGAGUGAUACCGAAUGCACUUUCAAGAAAAAACUUCGUGUCCUGGGCGACGGUUAUUUUCCAACGCGGGUCCUAACUGGGGAGUGCGGCAAAUCUCAUUGCCACCACGGCAUCUCAAAUUGCGUUCCAAAGAAAUACCGAGUUCCGGUGAUGAAAAAAAUCGGUCGAUUCUGCGGGGCAAUCGAGGAGAAGGAACGACUCAGGAAGGUCGUCUACGAAGAAGCUUGGAAGUCGAUUUACAUGGAGGUGAUCGUUGCCUGCCAAUGUGACUUCAACAGGGAACAAAUAUUUCCAAGCUCUAAAAGUCUAGAGAUUUUCCUUCUUAAGCAGCAGCUGUGA